AUGUUCGCCUCCAUUCAGAAGCUCGCUACUUUGGCUCUCUUUUUCGGGCUCUCUAUCGCUGCACCGGCGCCCGCCCCAGCUUCUGAUGCUAUACCCCAAGUUUCUACCGAAGCUUUGGUGGCCUUCGGCCUUACUGAGGACAUGGUCACCGCCGCCAACAUCACCAGCCGCGAUAUUCUCGAGGCUCGUACCGUCCUCGCAACCCGCGUUGCUUCGUGCACACCACCACAUGCGCCCCACGACGCCACUUACGGCGCCUGUGUUCUUCCUUUAGUCGAGCCGGCCCGCCAGGGGAAUACGAUUUACAUGCUAAUUCUAGCAGAAUACUUGAGCGGCAAAAUGGCUUGCCCCACGGAUGGUAUUUGGGGCGGGGCUGCGCGUCCAGUCAUCCAGAUCACCGCUCAUCGCUGUGGGGGUCCAGGCCCAGAGUAUGUUGAUCAGGGACCGCAAGGGUGGUCUAUUGACAGUUCUUUCAACGAGAAACCUUGUCUUCCGGGUAACAAAUGCUAUUAG
Messenger RNA from Botrytis porri, 513 nucleotides. RefSeq lists its product as uncharacterized. The record is from RefSeq and is a predicted model, not a curated record. The coding region runs from base 1 to 513 and encodes 170 amino acids. The transcript has a single exon. Lineage: Eukaryota; Fungi; Ascomycota; Leotiomycetes; Helotiales; Sclerotiniaceae.